UUCAAGACGGGAAGCCGCCAUCUUAAAGUGGAAGAGUUGAAAAGUUUGAAGUAGAGGAAGGUGGAAGCCGCUUAAACUUUCCAAAAUUCCUCUUUAUAGUCCAAAAAUGCCGUUGGCGCACUUAGCAGAUCCUUGGAAAAGGAUGGAGGUGGCCCAGGAUACUGAGGCCCCCUCCACUGAAGACAUGCUGGUAGAUGAACAGAAUGAUAACGACACUGACAGGGUGAUAAAUGUUGCAAAUCUCAUGAAAGAUGGAGAAAAGGUUGAACCAAAAGAUUUUGAGCUACUGAAAGUGUUGGGACAGGGCUCAUUUGGAAAGGUAUUCCUGGUCAGAAAGAUCACUGGAAAGGAUGCAGGGACACUGUAUGCAAUGAAAGUUUUAAAGAAAGCCACACUCAAAGUAAGAGAUAGGGAACGCACCAAAAUGGAGAGAGAUAUUCUAGCAGAUGUCAACCAUCCGUUUAUAGUCAAACUUCAUUAUGCAUUUCAGACAGAAGGGAAGUUAUACCUGAUCUUAGGGUUCCUCCGAGGGGGGGAUUUAUUUACCAGAUUAUCAAAAGAGGUAAUGUUUACAGAAGAAGAUGUCAAAUUUUACCUGGCUGAGCUGGCUCUCGCAUUAGAUCAUCUUCAUUCCCUUGGUAUUGUUUAUCGAGACCUCAAACCUGAGAAUAUUCUGCUGGAUCAUGAAGGUCACAUCAAACUGACCGAUUUCGGUCUGAGCAAAGAAUCAAUAUUUGAGGAGAAAAAGACUUACUCUUUCUGUGGAACUGUAGAAUACAUGGCCCCGGAGGUGGUCAACAGGAAGGGUCACAGUACGGCCGCUGACUGGUGGUCAUUCGGUGUCCUCAUGUUUGAGAUGUUAACUGGUGCUCUCCCCUUUCAAGGAUCAAAUAGAAAAGAUACCAUGACUCAAAUCUUAAAAGCCAAAUUAGGAAUGCCACAGUUUUUGUCCUCAGACGCUCAACAGUUGUUACGUGCUUUGUUUAAAAGAAAUCCAUUGAAUAGGUUAGGCUCAGGACCAAAUGGCAUAGAAGAUAUUAAGAAACAACCCUUUUUCAGCAAUAUAGACUUUGAUAAACUUUAUAAACGUGCUUUAAAUCCUCCGUUUAAACCAGCUGUGGUACAGACUGAUGAUGCAUUUUAUUUUGACCCAGAAUUCACUACACGCACACCCAAAGAUUCCCCAGGAAUUCCCCCUAGUGCUACAGCCCAUGAGUUAUUCCGAGGAUUCAGUUUUGUGGCACCAGCUUUACUAGGAGAAGAAAACCAUGUUUCCAACUCUAUAUUAGAUAAUCAAAUUGCCUUAAAAUCACUACCCGGUGUAAAGUGUACAGCUUUCUCAGAUGAAUAUGAAACAAAAGAGGAUAUUGGAAUAGGAUCGUAUUCUGUGUGUAAGCGUUGUAUACACAAAGGCUCAGGACAGCAAUUUGCUGUCAAGAUAAUGGACAAAGAGAAGAGGGACCCAUCAGAGGAAGUAGAAAUCUUGUUGAGGUUUGGUCACCAUCCAAACAUCAUCUCCCUUAGAGAUGUGUUUGAUAAUGGCAAUAAAGUAUAUAUGGUGACAGAGUUAAUGCAAGGUGGAGAAUUAUUGGACAAAAUCUUAAGGCAGCGAUUCUUCUCAGAAAGGGAAGCCAGUGCAGUUCUACAAAUAGUAGCUAAGACUGUAGAAUAUCUGCAUGCAAAUGGAGUUGUACAUAGAGAUCUGAAGCCAUCCAACAUUCUGUACGCUGAUAAUUCAGGCUCACCAGACAGCCUGCGUAUUUGCGACUUUGGAUUCGCAAAGCAGCUGAGAGCAGACAACGGCCUUCUUAUGACCCCAUGCUACACAGCAAACUUUGUGGCACCUGAGGUCCUGAAAAGACAAGGCUAUGAUGCAGCCUGUGAUAUCUGGAGUCUGGGUGUCCUCCUCUACACAAUGCUAGCAGGGCACACACCAUUUGCCAAUGGACCAAAUGAUACCCCCAAUGAUAUCCUAUCUCGUAUUGGAGAGGGCAAAUUUACCUUGGCAGGGGGGAACUGGGACUCUGUCUCAGCAGCUGCAAAGGAUCUUGUACAAAAAAUGUUACAUGUUGACCCUGGGAGCCGAUUGUCAGCUACACAGGUCCUAAAUCAUCCUUGGGUAGCUCAAAGAGAGGCUCUUCCACAGUUCAGGCUUACUCUCCAAGAUGCGCAGCUUGUAAAGGGAGCAAUGACUGCCACAUUUAAGGCACUGAACAAUACUCCCAAACCAACCCUGGAACCUGUUGGAGCCUCUGUUCUGGCUCAACGUAGGGGGAAAAACAGACCAAAGAGUUCUACAGCAGUUUGAUCCUAGUAUUAUACAUCUUCAUGUAUCAAUCAUGUGUGACAGCGUCGAUCAUGUGUGACAUAUCAGAGGGAGCUAUUUGUUAUGGAUCAGUGAAUGAGAGAAGGUUGUAGUUCUCUAUCAUGCUAGAGAGCCAAUUCCAAGAAAAGAAAACUAUACCUUUUUAUCUAAAGAUUUUUUCUAUGUUUUUUUUGUCAUAUUUUUGACAAGUUCUUGUUGUAUUUAAUCAUUUGAUAUCUAACGUGUGAUUGCUAUCACUAACAAAGUACUACAAAUUGUUAAUAUUUAUUUUCUAAAUUUUGGGGGAAAUCAGAGGAUCUAAAAAAAGAGACAAUGCAGAAUGUAAUCCUGUAAAUAUAUUUACAGCAAUUGUACAUACAGAGUAAAACUCUUGGGUUUAUAUCAAGGAGAAUCACAGAUACAAGUUUAAUUAUAAAUUUUAUAUUCAGCAUUCAACAAAAGUUUUUUUUUUUAAAAAGUUGAAAGAUAUGUUGAAUUAUCUUUACAAAGAAAAUUGAUCUACCUCCAGUAUAAGGUGUUUUUGUGGAAUUCCAAUUGCAAUAUUAUAGGGCGUGUGAUAUUCUGUAAAGUUUGUGGAAAGGAUGAAAUAAUGUACUGGUAUUUUGUAAAACUCUGCUGCAGUAGAUAAGUAAAUUAUUUACAUCAUUGAAUAGCUCGAGGGUUAUAACAGUGAGAUUUGCAGCAAGUUCUCUUGGGCUCAGUUGAUACUUUAUAGCCUGCCCUACAUCUGAAGCUCUUUUCAGUGAGUGGUAGAAGCUCCUUUUCCCAAUUUUAAAUUUUCACUGGGAAAAAAAAAAAAUCUGAACAGAACCUUUUUUUUUGUAUUAUCUCUAUAGUGUUCAAUUUUUUUUCUAAUAAAACUAUUAAGAGUAUAUGUAUUAGAACUAUUUUGACCUAACACUAAAAUAUAACUUUGAUUAACAGUAUUUGGUAUUGCUUGGGGUAAUUUUUAUAUGUGUGAACAUCUGGAUUACUUUGUUUUACUAACAUUUGAAAUAGCAUACUUAAGUGGUCUAUAGCGCACAUGCUUAUGUUUAUCAUCAGUGAAUGAAAAAUUUACAAGUGCUAAUCUCAUUCCUUUGUUUUAUAUUUUAUUUCUUAUGUGCUUUCAACUAUAUAUAUAUAUUUUUGCUUGUUACAUGUAUUUGUAGUUGAUGAAUUAUUUUGAGAGAGAUGUUACUUUUUGAAACACAUUCACAUAACCAUACUGCUUUAUGAAUGAAUUCAUUCUGCAGAAUAUUGUCAUAUUUCAUUUAGAGUUAUUUCCCUUGGACAGAAUUUUCAUUUCUUAACCAUGUGUAAAACUUGCUGAUAUUCUUUGAAUUUUUCAAUGUAGGGCAUUACCAAAAUAGAUUUAAAUACAUGUAAUAGUAAAAAAAAAUAUUAAUACCUGUAUUGUUCUGCAAUACCUUCUGAACACUUAGAGCAACAAAAACCUCAAAUGAUGUGAUUUAUAUUGCGGAUUCCUCUGAAGGAAUUCUAAGGUUAUACAUUCACAUGAUCUUCAACUUACAAUGUGUAAUACUAAAGACACUAAGCUAAAAUGGGGACACAAACCCCUAAUUUGUCAAUUACUGCAUGUUUGAAGGAAAUAAAUGAGUAAUUAAAAUGUAAAUGUAAGCCCCCCCCCCCCCCCCCCCCAAAAAAUCUUUACCUUCUGAGGCCCAAAAUUCACUUCGACAGGCAGGUCUGUUUUUCUUUUUGAAGCAGGCAUCUCUUGCAGUCAAUAAAAUGAUUUCAACUAAUUCUUUUCUUUGUGUACUCUUAUGUUAAUUAUAAUAUGUACUCUACUUAAGAUAAUGUUACUCCAAACAUUUUUUUUAGAAAAGUUCAUUAACUAUCAUUUUAAAACAUCUUUCUUUAUGCAAAGGGGCAUAACUCAUU
Saccostrea echinata is the source of this 4210-nucleotide messenger RNA. Its product is annotated as ribosomal protein S6 kinase 2 alpha-like. NCBI's taxonomy places the organism in Eukaryota, Metazoa, Mollusca, Bivalvia, Ostreida, Ostreidae. The coding region runs from base 107 to 2308 and encodes 733 amino acids. The record is from RefSeq and is a predicted model, not a curated record. The transcript has 21 exons. Gene Ontology annotation, molecular function: ribosomal protein S6 kinase activity; ATP binding; magnesium ion binding. Gene Ontology annotation, biological process: intracellular signal transduction; protein phosphorylation.